Lepus europaeus (European hare) is the source of this 1623-nucleotide messenger RNA. It is a transcript of the gene CORO1A, whose product is annotated as coronin 1A. The record is from RefSeq and is a predicted model, not a curated record. Lineage: Eukaryota; Metazoa; Chordata; Mammalia; Lagomorpha; Leporidae. Gene Ontology annotation, molecular function: actin filament binding. The coding region runs from base 131 to 1504 and encodes 457 amino acids. Gene Ontology annotation, biological process: actin filament organization; cell migration. The transcript has 11 exons.
UCCUCCGCCGCCAGCCUCGGCUCCUGCGGCUCCUUCCUCCUCCUCCUCUUCUUCCUCUCCCUCCUCCGUCCGGGGGUCCGCUCACCUCUCGCAGCAGGGGAGACAGGCUCUCGGCCCCUGUGCCCGCAGAAUGAGCCGGCAGGUGGUCCGCUCCAGCAAGUUCCGCCACGUGUUUGGACAGCCGGCCAAGGCCGACCAGUGCUAUGAAGACGUGCGUGUCUCCCAGACCACCUGGGACAGUGGCUUCUGUGCCGUCAACCCCAAGUUCCUGGCCCUGAUCUGUGAGGCCAGUGGGGGCGGGGCCUUCCUGGUGCUGCCCCUCUGCAAGACUGGACGCGUGGACAAGAAUGCGCCCACGGUCUGUGGCCACACGGCCCCUGUGCUGGACAUCGCCUGGUGCCCACAUAACGACAAUGUCAUCGCCAGCGGCUCUGAGGACUGCACCGUCAUGGUGUGGGAGAUCCCUGACGGGGGCCUGACGCUGCCCCUGCGGGAGCCCGUGGUCACCCUGGAGGGCCACACCAAGCGUGUGGGCAUCGUGGCCUGGCACCCCACGGCUCAGAACGUGCUGCUCAGCGCAGGUUGUGACAACGUGAUCCUGGUGUGGGACGUGGGCACGGGGGCGGCCGUGCUGACGCUGGGCUCGGAUGUGCACCCGGACACCGUCUACAGCGUCGACUGGAGCCGUGACGGCGCCCUCAUCUGCACCUCGUGCCGCGACAAGCGCCUGCGCAUCAUCGAGCCCCGCAAAGGCACUGUCGUGGUGGAGAAGGACCGGCCCCACGAAGGCACCCGGCCCGUGCACGCCGUGUUCGUGUCUGACGGCAAGAUCCUGACCACAGGCUUCAGCCGCAUGAGCGAGCGGCAGGUGGCGCUGUGGGACACGAAGCACCUGGAGGAGCCGCUGUCCCUGCAGGAGCUGGACACCAGCAGCGGCGUCCUGCUGCCCUUCUUUGACCCCGACACCAACAUCGUCUACCUCUGUGGCAAGGGUGACAGCUCUAUCCGCUACUUCGAGAUCACGUCUGAGGCCCCGUUCCUGCACUAUCUCUCCAUGUUCAGCUCCAAGGAGUCCCAGCGCGGCAUGGGCUACAUGCCCAAGCGGGGCCUGGAGGUGAACAAGUGUGAGAUCGCCAGGUUCUACAAGCUGCACGAGCGCAAGUGUGAGCCCAUUGCCAUGACGGUGCCUAGGAAGUCGGACCUGUUCCAGGAGGACCUGUACCCACCCACGGCAGGGCCUGACCCCGCCCUCACCGCUGAGGAGUGGCUGGCGGGUCGGGAUGCCGGGCCCCUCCUCAUCUCUCUCAAGGACGGCUACGUGCCCCCAAAGAGCCGGGAGCUGUGUGUCAACCGGGGCCUGAGUGUCUCGCGCAGGAAGGCCACGUCGGAGACCAGCUCUGACGUGAUAUCCCGGCUGGAGGAGGAGCUGAGGAAGCUGCAGACCACAGUGCAGGAGCUACAGAAGCGCGUGGACAGGCUGGAAGACACGGUCCAGGCCAAGUAGAGCCCACGGGCCCGUCAGCCGGGGCCAGCCGUUCAUGCCCCACCCCUACCCUACCCCCGCUGCCCACUCUGCAGUGGCCAAGAAGAAAAAAAAAAAUAAAAUGGCUCUAUUUUCUGGUA